UCCCAGCCCCAUAUAUCUCGAGUUCCUGUAUCUGUAACCACCUCCACCACAACCUACCACCACCUGCCGCGAAUCACCACCACUCCCUUCCCCUCUAGAUCUAUAAAUCUUCAAUCGAUGACAAGAAUGCUAAUCACUUUGCCAGAACUGUAACAACCCGGAAACCUUUGCCGGAACGCUAAUCUGGAAUGACGGUCCAAAUUUCAAGGCGGUGGUAAUCAUGAGCGGACACGAUGUUUGUUGCCGAUUGAAGGCAGAGCUGAUGCUUUUGUCGUUUGAAGGUGGCGUCUGGUGAUAAUCAUGAGCGGAAACAACCGUAUCUCCGGCGGCGGCUUGGGAUCUAGGAUUUUAAGGUUGAUCGACAGCGGUAAACUUGUAAAUGGUCUUCCAGCUAACCCAAUUAAGUGUACGAGACUUUGAUUUUGGUUAAUUUCAUUUGUUUUGCUUCCUAGCUCAUGGAUCUUAUUAGAAAUAGGUUGAUGGGAUUUUGCAAAGUUUUUGGUGUUUAAGGCAUUGAAAUGAAGAAUUUGGACAUUUUACUUGAUUUUUCUAGCAACAGAUUUUUAGAGGGUCCCUUAUUCUAUAGAUUUUAGGUAAUUUUUGUGUUAAAGUUUUGAUUUUUGAAAAGCUAAUUCUGAAGUACCCAUUUAGUAAUUUAUGUAUGCUUGAUUUUUUUUUUUUUUUUUUUGAAGACGCAGUGCCCUGUUGUGUUUAAAAAUAGGAAAUUAUGUAUUCCAAAGCUAAUUCUGACUUCUGAGGUACCCAUUUAGUAAUUUUUGUUACAGUUAUGGUCAGGGUGUAAUUUGAGUAUUUUAGUGUGAAGGUUUUUUGUUCAAUUUUGUUCAGUUUGUAACUCAAGUUUUGUAAGUGGUGCUUAUGGGUGGUGAUGCAGAGAGAGAAAGAAAGAGUGUCUAGGAGAGAGAGAGUGAUGUUCUGGUUUUGAUAAAUGUAGAUGAAGAAGAUGGGAUGGUGGAGGUAGAUGAUGAAGUCUAGCGUGAUGGUGGUGAGAAUGGUGUGGUGGUGGUGUUAUAAAUGAGGAAUCGUAAGGGUGAAGAAACAAGGUGUGAAAAGACAUAAAUACCCUCACAUGUGUUGUAUAUAAUAUGACUUAAUAUUUAAAAUUAACCUGGUUAGUGUUAAAGGACGAAAGGUGUAACGACUUUUUCAAAUAAAGGAUUGUUACUGUAAUUAUUAAAGUUAAAGGGUAUCCAUUGUAAUUCGAUACAAAUAUAAAGGACGAAAAUUGUAAUUUACCUUAAUGCCCAAGUGUGACUAGGAUGCCACAUGUCAUAUAAUGCUUCAUGAUGAGGGCAUUAUAAAUUGCUACCACUACACAUGGUCUAACUUACAGAGAUUAAAGGUAUAACUUAUUCUAAAUAUAAGUACGCAUUGAACAUGAUGGAAGUUCCCUAAAGCUUCCCCUAACUGGAAAAAUGGUAGACAGCAAGGCUGAAAUCAACGGUAGAGAUCCAUCUUCCGUGUGAGUUGUUUGUGGGUAUCAUUCUGCAAUUAGCUUUAACUAUUUGUUAACUUAAAUUUAGAUUUUAGCAAGUCCCUGAUAGGGUUUGUGAAAUUAGUGUAACUCAAUCAGGGAAGUAGAACAGUUUAUUGAAUGAUUUAACGGAUGAUUACAAGCUGAUGAUAUACGACAAGAGAAAAGAAGAACAGAAACAGAGAUAAUCCAGGGCUACGCCCUCUCUCCACGCACAAAUGCAGGAGCCCUAACGAACUAACAUACUCAAUUCCCCCCUCUAACAUGCCUUAUUCUCUAUUACUUAUACUAUCCCCAUAUUACACUUUAGCCCCUUAAGAAUACCUAUUACUCACUUCCCUCUCAUAGCUGAUUCCUAUCAGUCCCCUUCUAAUAUCUGAUUCAUUGUUACUUAAGGCUUUGUUUGUUACAGUUUCACGCUUGUUAUUAAUUCGUAGAGAUUGAUCGAGAUGGUGAUUUGAAUCACUUUUGAAUCUACAAUGCUUUUCAACACUGAUUUCUUGCACCUGAUGGUACAAGAAAGUUCAUUUGUUGCUUCUGGAAAACAAAAUCAAGACGAUGCAAAACGACGACCUACAUUAAAAAGAAAGCACUCACCGAAUCAUAAUGAUUAUCUUGUUUUACGCAAAACCGGAAAAACCUCAGCUGAAAUGACUCCUGAGGUUCCAGAUGAAUGUUUAGGUGUUUCCACUUUUGUCAUAAGUGGAAUACUGGGCAGGAGUAAGAUAAUCAAAAUACUCACCGCUUAUGACACUAGCUAUGCUGGAUCAAUCCUAUUGCCAAAGAAAAGCGUCAAAAACGAGUUACUACCGCUUAUAGAUAGUAGUUUGCACAGCGGAGUCCAUGAUGGAAGUGCGCAAGUCGAAGUUGUUUUGGCCAACGUUACAGAUGGACGCAGUUUCACUCUACACCUUACCUGCAGACGACGGUCAUACAUUUUAAAAAACGUCUAUAAAGUUCUCAAAACAUAUGGAAUAAACACGGGGGAUUUAGUCGAGUUCUAUCCCCGGAAAUUCUUAGAUAAAAAAUUGUAUAUCGGAUUCAAGUUUAGCCAUGUGUCUCCUCGUGUACCAUGAUGGCGAUCAACCAUAUAUAGUAAGUGUGUGUUUAUUGUUUCCAUGAAUCAUGUUUCCUUUCUUCCACUAGUAUCAACUUGCAUCAUAAGAAAUGAAUAUACAAUUGAUGAUUGUU
Helianthus annuus (common sunflower) is the source of this 2683-nucleotide messenger RNA. RefSeq lists its product as uncharacterized. The coding region runs from base 1972 to 2568 and encodes 198 amino acids. Lineage: Eukaryota; Viridiplantae; Streptophyta; Magnoliopsida; Asterales; Asteraceae. The record is from RefSeq and is a predicted model, not a curated record. The transcript has 3 exons.